CCGAUUCCUGAGCUGGGUUCCUAGUCCGGGGCAAAUGGCUCCAAAGCAGUCCCUGAAGCUGACUACUGCGACGAAUUCAAGGAAACGAAAGUCUGCGGACGACUUGGAAGAUUUGAAUCCGGCAAAGCAAUCCAAAAUCCAGUCGUUUUUCGCGCCGCGGGUAUCACUCAGCGCAACGUGUGGUACGGACCAAACCACCUCCGUUGCCGAGUUAAGUCAUGAGCAGAACAAGGUGCUGCAGAUGGUUGUAGAAGAGGGAAAGAAUAUUUUCUUCACUGGGUCUGCAGGAACGGGCAAAUCCCUUCUUUUACGUGCCAUUAUAUCUCGGUUGCGCAGGAAGCACAAUGGAAGGCCAGAUUAUGUGGCCGUAACCGCAAGUACUGGAAUGGCUGCUUCCAACAUAGGCGGAAUGACCGUACAUUCCUGGGGUGCAGUGACCCCAGGUAGUAACGAUAUUGACAGCCAGAUCAAGUGCAUUAGGACAUGCAAACCAGCUCUUCAACGAUGGAAAAAUGUCAAGGUCCUCAUCAUUGACGAAGGUAGUAUUCGUCCUCAACGCCCGAAUUUCUCAUGUAUGCCUCUCAGUAUCGAUGUUGGAUGGACACUUGUUCGACACAUUGGCGAAGAUAGCUGACCGUUUACGCAAGAAAACGGACAAGUCGUUUGGGGGUAUUCAGCUUGUGAUCACGGGAGAUUUCUUCCAGCUCCCACCAGUCUCCAAAGGUGAUCCAUUCUUUGCCUUUGAAAGUGCAUCGUGGAAGCAGUGUAUAGAACAUACCGUCAAUCUCACGAAGGUC
Messenger RNA from Pisolithus orientalis, 797 nucleotides. RefSeq names its product PIF1-like helicase-domain-containing protein. Gene Ontology annotation, molecular function: DNA helicase activity. Gene Ontology annotation, biological process: telomere maintenance; DNA repair. Lineage: Eukaryota; Fungi; Basidiomycota; Agaricomycetes; Boletales; Pisolithaceae. The transcript has 4 exons. The coding region runs from base 35 to 634 and encodes 199 amino acids. The record is from RefSeq and is a predicted model, not a curated record.